This is a messenger RNA of Pestalotiopsis fici W106-1, 1101 nucleotides long. RefSeq lists its product as uncharacterized. The transcript has 4 exons. Bases 1 to 1101 code for a protein of 366 amino acids. Lineage: Eukaryota; Fungi; Ascomycota; Sordariomycetes; Amphisphaeriales; Sporocadaceae. The record is from RefSeq and is a predicted model, not a curated record.
AUGGCUACAGAGGAUCGGGGGCCAGAACUAUUGGCUAUCAUCUGGGUUUUCACAGCUCUUGCUAUCAUCACCGUCACCUUGAAGGUCAUUACACGUGCGCACAUCCUGCGCGGCCUGACUUGGGAUGACUUCUUCAUUCUGAUAUCACUUGUUCUUAUUGUUAUUUGCACCUCGAUCUUCACUUAUGAUGUCGCUAUUGGCAUGGGGAAACAUGCCAUCGAUAUUCCUACGGAGCGACUAAGCCUCGUCAUGAAGGUCAACUUUAUAGGAAACCCUUUCGGCAUCAUGGCAUAUAGCUUUCCAAACAUUUCAGUGGCUAUACUGGUGAACCAUGUGCUCCCGCCCAACAGGCUGCGUGCCGGUGCACUGUACCUGCUCGCGAUAUCCCAGUGCGUCAUUGCUGGAAUAUCAUGUGUGCUUCUCUUCACGCAAUGCACUCCCACGGAAUCCCUCUGGAACCCAACAGUCCCGCACACUUGUCUUGCCGCAGGAACUGUGUCGCGCUACUCGUAUUUCGUUGGCGCAUACACGGCACUCACCGACAUAAUCCUCGGUGUUGUACCUUCUCUAGCUUUCUGGGGCUUGAAACUCCCAACCAAGACCAAGGUCGGACUUUGCUUCCUGAUGCUGUGCACGCUGUUUGCCGCCAUCUGCGCGAUUGUGAAGACGACAAAGCUCAAUGAGCUGGACGACCUCACUGACUUUACCUAUGGGUCGGUCGAUUUGAUCAUCUGGGCCAUUGUCGAAGCAAAUGUCAUCAUCAUUGCUGCAUGCAUGCCGACGCUGCGACCAUUCUUCCACCACGCAUUCAAGAGGGAGCCAGCUUCAGAGGGACGUGGGCUCUUCCGCUCUCUCUUCAGCGGCAGGCUCAGCUCCAAGAAAUCGCUGAUCCGAAGCAGCAAUAAUGACCAGAACUCUUACUAUGGGCAACACGAGAUGUCGGGAAACCAAAAUUCAAUCCAUGUCACCAAGAACAGUGACGCGGCGCCUCGCAGGUCAAACGAUUCGGAGACUGCCAUUUGGCGCACCACAGACAUUACACAUUCCGUGACCCAUAUCGAUGAUGGGCCCCGAAAAGGAACCACAUCCACGAUGGUAUAG